Molecule: messenger RNA, 2487 nt
Organism: Camelina sativa (false flax)
Lineage: Eukaryota; Viridiplantae; Streptophyta; Magnoliopsida; Brassicales; Brassicaceae
Product: zinc finger CCCH domain-containing protein 18-like
Molecular function (GO): RNA binding; metal ion binding
Source: RefSeq, a predicted model, not a curated record
UCUCCACCAUCCAAGAUUCUCUCUGAGAUCUUAUCUGUUUUACAGUUACUGAAACUCCUCAAAUAUAUUCAAAAAAAAUUGCACGAUCUUUCAAAACUUUAUUUUAUUUUAUUUGUUUUUCAUCACUCUGUCUCUUCUCUUUUUCGUUUUGUGUUUGUGGUUCUCACGCUCUUGUGUCUUUGAUUAAUUCAAACAAUGAAACUAUCAAUAAAAAAAUCGAUAGGUUUGAAGAAUUGAGUUGCAUGCUUUACGAUUGUCGUCAACACCACUGAGAUAAUUUCGUCUAUAUUCUCUCAAAAUUUUCAUUCAAAGAUCUGUUAUUUCGAUGAUUAGUCGUUAUGGUUAAUCCUUCUCGGAUUAUCAUCUGCUGAGAGAGGCUUUUGAGUUAAGAAGAAGUUUUUUGGAGAUGGAUUUCACAGAAUCAAUGAACGUUGUGCACAAUAGAAUCCAAGCACUUGAACCGGAUAAUGCAUCAAAGAUCAUUGGUUAUCUCUUGUUGAUGCAAGACAAUGGCAACCGCGACAUGAUCCGUCUUGCUUUCAGUCCUGAUUCUGUGAUGCGUUCUGUCAUCAAUUGUGUUAAAUACGAAUUAGCAAAAAAUGCUCAUCACUACCACACCACUCCUUCUGAUCACAUUCCUACUCACAAAUUCGCAUCAUUCACCGGUUCAUCGUCUCUUUUGGUUUCGGUUUCUCCUCCCAUGAAAACCGAUUUUUGGGAGAAUUCAACCGAGAUGGAUUCCUUGCAGAAUAAUGUUCAGUUCUUGAAUUUUGAUGAUUCAUUGACCAGACCUGAAAUCUCUAACGGUUUCUUCUCUCAAGAACGUCAAUGUUUGACUUUGAAAACGAGUAGGAGAUCGCCGAGUUUACCCGAGUUCCCGGUCAAGAUCUGCCAUUACUUCAACAAAGGGUUCUGCAAACACGGCAACAACUGUAGGUACUUCCACGGACAGAUCAUACCAGAGAGAGAGAGUUUUGCUCAGAUGUUUAAUCCAAACAACAACCUAAGUGACGACGAGCAUGUUGUUUCCCCUGGAUCACUUGAGAAGCUAGAAGGAGAGAUCAUCGAGUUGCUCAAAUCUAGAAGAGGCGUUCCAAUCUCCAUAGCUUCAUUGCCGAUGAUGUACUACGAAAAGUACGGCAGGAAUCUUCAAGCUGAAGGAUAUCUCACAGAGUCACAAAGACAUGGCAAAGCUGGCUAUAGCCUCACCAAGCUUCUUGCUCGCUUGAAGAACACCAUCCGCCUCAUCGACAGGCCGCAUGGGCAGCAUUCAGUUAUACUAGCUGAAGAUGCAUCAAAGUUUGUGGAAUACACGGGAGAGAGAAACGAACAUGGAGCAAUCCUUGCUGGUUCUAGACAGAUUUACUUAACGUUUCCCGCAGAGAGUAGUUUCACUGAACACGAUGUCGCAAACUAUUUCUCCAAAUUCGGACAUGUCGAAGAUGUGAGGAUACCUUGCCAGGAGAAAAGAAUGUUUGGUUUUGUGACAUUUCCUUACACGGAAACCGCCAAACUCAUUCUUGCUAAAGGCAAUCCUCAUUUCAUUUGCGGUGCUCGUGUUCUCGUCAAGCCUUACCGGGAAAAAUCACACUCUAGUAACAAGCCUCGCUCUCAAUUCAUUGACAGAGACAUAGAGAUGAACACAUUGCCACCGCGGGUUAGUGAGAGCUCGAGAAUAAUGAGGAAGCCAUUUGUUAGUGAACCUGAACAAUCAGUUUCUAAGUCCUUACCUACUAAUUACUCCUACCUUGGCUUCUCUUCAGAUGACUUCAUGCUAACAUCAAAUGCUGAGCAAGAGGAACAAGAGGAACGGUUGAGCUAUCUGUUGGAAUAUUUGAACACCGAAGAUAAUGUCAUGAACAUAACCACUAACUACAAAGACAAUGAUCGGAGAAGUACUCAUUGUGAAGCGUUGGACAGUCAAGUCCUGAAUCUACCCGAGAGUCCGUUUUCUUCCCUUUCGGGGAAGGAGAUUUCAACGGUUACAUAGGCAGAGAGAAAGACUGAUACCUAAACAAAAAGGAAAGAAGAACAUAGGAGCAUAAAGGUUAGAGGGAAUCCCCAAAGAUCUAAUCAAUUAUCCGUCGGCAAAAAAAAAAGAGAUUCGUUUUUUUUUUCAUUAUCUUCUUUAGGUCUUCGACUGAUCGAUGGCAUGGAGACUUUAGGUUUCUUAGCAAUAAAACCACAAAAAGAAGUGACAGAGGAACACACAACAAAAAGCCUGUUUGCUUCAAAGUUAAAAUAACAGCCGAACAGUUUGAGAAACAUAAAGUUAAAGGGGUAUAAUAAUGAUAUAAUAAUUGGAACGUUUAUGAAGGGUUUAAUCUUAUAUUUAUAUUUGUGUUGUUUCUUUUCAACUUUUUUUUUUAUGCUGUUGGAUCAUAUAUCUCAGUGUACCAUAUGGUGAUCCUUCCUAGUUUUAAGCAAGAAGGUUUAGUGUAUAUAUUAACAACUAUGCAAACGUCUAUAAGAAGUUCAAAGAGGUAA